Molecule: messenger RNA, 499 nt
Organism: Schistocerca piceifrons (Central American locust)
Lineage: Eukaryota; Metazoa; Arthropoda; Insecta; Orthoptera; Acrididae
Exons: 3
Coding region: 20-412 (130 amino acids)
Source: RefSeq, a predicted model, not a curated record
GUACGAGAUCGACUUAGAGAUGUUUUCACCAUGCACUGAUAUUGGCAGUCUUGGUAUUAAAUUCAAUGUGUCCUACAGUUUUGAACAUUGCAAAGUUGCUUACAAUGGAAACCUGACGUUUCCGUAUGAUGAAGACGACGAGGAACUGCUGACUUCAAUUAGAUUUGACAAAUGGGGCAGUACUGGUGGCUGGAAAUAUGAAGGUACUUUCGAGAGGUACGACAUUAUGACAUACCUGCUUACCUACUUUCCAAAUGCCUUCAAAAGUUUCUAUGGCAGCAUGGGCAUUACAGGAAAACCAAUGCCAGCCGAAUCUCGAAGAAAGGCAAAAAAGGCAUGCGCAUCAUCGGCUGAAGUACAAGGAAACAGGACUAAAUCGCCUGACUGGAUCAGCAGAAAAAUAAAUAUAUAAAUGAAGUAAAAACAAAAUAAUAGAAAUUAAAAAUUAAAAUAAAUAAGAAAGUAAGAAAUUUCUCUCUCUCUCUCUCUCUCUCUCUCU